Messenger RNA from Clarias gariepinus (North African catfish), 1645 nucleotides. Its product is annotated as butyrophilin subfamily 1 member A1-like. The record is from RefSeq and is a predicted model, not a curated record. Gene Ontology annotation, molecular function: protein binding. Bases 67 to 1509 code for a protein of 480 amino acids. NCBI's taxonomy places the organism in Eukaryota, Metazoa, Chordata, Actinopteri, Siluriformes, Clariidae. The transcript is spliced from 10 exons.
UUCUGGACGUUGGGGCAAGGGAGAUUCUUUAGCAUCUUCUUACUGACCAAAUAUAAGUCUGAAAAGAUGCUUUUGUGUGUGCCUUUCCUGAUUCUUUUCAGAUUAAUGGACUCUCUAUCAGAGAAUUUAAAGGUCACUGGUCCAGAUUCUCCUCUUGUUGCUGUAGCUGGUGAAGAUCUGGUUCUACCCUGUUUUAUCAAACCCAACACCAGUGCUGUGGACAUGACAGUGGAGUGGUUCAGACCAUAUGUAGAAGACUCAUUGGUGCAUCUCUAUAUGGAUCAUGAAAACAUAAAUGAAAAUCAGGCUCAGGCUUACAGGGGAAGAACUUCAGUUUUCAAGGAGGAGCUACAGAAAGGAAACAUUUCUCUUAAACUCUCAGCUGUUCAAGUCUCUGAUGAAGGAGAAUACAAGUGUUUUGUUGAGGACAACUCCUGGUCUGAUGAUAUCACUGUGACCAUCAUUGUCAAUGCUCAGGGAAGCCACCCAGUGAUCAUGAUGGAGGGUUAUGAUAACUCAGGAGGGGUUAAUCUAGUGUGUGAGUCCAGAGGCUGGAAUCCUGAACCUGAGGUUCUGUGGCUGGAUAGAGAAGGAGCUCCUUUGACUGCUGAAGAGACACAGAUACACAAAGGGACUGAGGGGUUCAGUGUGAAACGCCGCAUCACUGUGUAUUCCUAUAGUGACUCCAACAGAUUUUACUGCAGACUUCUACAAAAUCAUCACAUGAUGGAGACAGAGAUCAUCAUCAAGAGUAAAAUCUUUGAGGUUUGGAAGUGGGCUGUUGGCAUUUCAGUUUCAUCAUGCCUGAUUGCUGUUGGACUGAUAGUAACGGCAUUUAUUUGUUUCAAAAAAGAGCAACAAAGACAGGGGAUUAAAGAUGAGCUUGAACAGGAGAAACAAAAUACGGAGAAGCUAAAAAAAAGAGUGGCAGAAGAGUUUAGAAAAAACAAGAAAUUUGCAGUGGAUGUGACUCUGGAUCCUGAUACAGCUCAUCCAAACCUCAUCCUGUCUGAAGAUGGAAAACAAGUAAAAGAUGGAGAUGAGUUUCAGGAUCUCCCUAAUACACCAGAAAGGUUUGAUACAGGUGUUUGUGUUCUGGGAAAGCAGAGGUUCUCCUCAGGGAGAUUUUAUUAUGAGGUGCAGGUCAGCGGGAAAACUUCAUGGGAUCUCGGCGUCACCACAGAGUGCAGUAACAGGAAGGGGCAGAUUACUCUGAACCCUCAGAAUGAAUUCUGGACUGUGGCUUUAAGAAAUGAAGAUCAGUACUGGGCGCAUGAUAAUACUGAUGUCCCCCUCACACUGAAAAAGAGGGUGGAGAGGGUGGGGGUGUUUGUGGAUUAUGAGGAGGGUCUGGUCUCCUUUUAUGAUGUUGAGGCCAGAGCUCAUAUCUACUGUUUUACUGAUCAGAUUUUUACAAAGAUACUCUAUCCAUUCUUCAGUCCUGGUUUAUAUAAAGAAGGAAAAAAUUCAGCACCACUGAUUAUCUCUCCUGUAUUAAAGACGGAAUGAUUUUUACCUCAAAAUGUAAUCAAUUAAAUGGUACGAAUGAAAGUAAAUAUUUUCUGGUAAAUACAGAUUCAUUAAUACAGAUUUAAAGUGCAUGCACAAUUAUUAUUAUUAUUAUUAUUAUUAUUAUUAAUAAUAA